AGGCUGCCACCAGUGGAGCGUAAACUGAAGAACAUGUGGAUUAACUUUGGCCCGCAACACCCCGCGGCCCACGGCGUGCUGCGUCUCAUACUGGAGCUCGAUGGGGAGAUAGUCGUACGAGCCGAUCCACACAUCGGAUUUUUACACAGAGCUACCGAGAAAUUAAUGGAGCACAAACAUUACUAUCAGAAUUUACCAUUCAUGGAUCGCUUGGAUUAUGUGUCGACUAUGGCGAAUGAGCAAACCUACGCGCUUGCUGUCGAGAAGCUGCUAAAUAUAAAAGCUCCUCCGAGAGCUCAAGCUAUUCGUGUGUUGUGCACUGAAAUCAGCCGGCUCGCCAAUCACAUGCUAAAUGUUUCAGGAACUAUACUCGACGCUGGUGGUAUUACUCCCUUCUUUUGGAUGUGCGAAGAGCGAGAGAAAAUUUACGAAUAUUUCGAAAGACUUUGUGGUUCUCGUGUUCAUAACGCAUACAUCAGAAUCGGGGGGGUAUCUCAAGAUUUGCCAAUAGGAUUUCUUGAUGACAUAUAUGAGUUUUGUGAAAAGUUGGGAGUGCGCUUUGAUGAAACUGAAGAUCUCGUCACGGGUAAUAGACUGUACUAUGCCAGGACUGCAGGUAUCGGGGUAGUCAGUUCACAUGAAGCUAUCAGCCUUGGAUUCACUGGACCGAUGCUGCGGUGUACCGGCGUGAAAUGGGAUUUACGCAUUGCUUUUCCGUAUGAUGGAUAUGAGCACUACGAUUUUGAUUGCGUCGUUGGUACUUUUGGGGACAGUUAUGACCGACAUUUACUGCGUAUGGAAGAAAUGCGGCAGUCCUUGAGAAUAAUUAACCAAGUAUUAAAUAGCAUGCCUGAAGGAGAAAUCAAAACGGAUGAUUCUAAAGUAUGUCUCCCGACAAGAAACGAAAUGAAACUUUCUAUGGAAUCACUUAUUCAUCACUUUAAAUUGGUGACUGAAGGCUUUCCUGUUCCGCCUGGUGUUACAUAUACCUCGACGGAAACACCGAAGGGUGAGCUGGGGCUCCAUAUAGUUUCUGAUGGUACAUCCAAGCCUUAUCGCACGCAUAUUCGAGCAGCAUCUUGUACACACUUGAUGGGAGUAGCAAGAUUGGCGAGACGUUUAAUGUUGGCUGAUAUUGCUAUUUUAGUUGCAACAAUCGAUAUAGUUUUCGGUGAUGUCGAUCGUUAACGCCCAAAACCAUGCUGUUAUUAUAAUUAUAAUAUAAAUCGUAAAUGCAAUAAUAUAAAUCCUUAUAAAUGUUAUACAAUUUGA
Pectinophora gossypiella (pink bollworm) is the source of this 1272-nucleotide messenger RNA. Its product is annotated as NADH dehydrogenase [ubiquinone] iron-sulfur protein 2, mitochondrial-like. Lineage: Eukaryota; Metazoa; Arthropoda; Insecta; Lepidoptera; Gelechiidae. Bases 34 to 1188 code for a protein of 384 amino acids. Gene Ontology annotation, molecular function: NAD binding; NADH dehydrogenase (ubiquinone) activity; quinone binding. The transcript has a single exon. The record is from RefSeq and is a predicted model, not a curated record. Gene Ontology annotation, biological process: mitochondrial electron transport, NADH to ubiquinone.